AUGGCAAACUGCUUUGAACCAUCCGAGUUGUUAUUUCAAAGCUGCCCCUGGCGUAGUCAGACUGCACGCCCACCGCUGGUGCCCGGGUUUGCUCCAAGGCGUUUCCUAGUGGAAUUUGUUGUGGACAAAGCCGCAUCAAAAUUGGAGGAGGGCCGGCGCAGCAGCUCCCUGGUGGCGCGCACGUUGAUGGCGGCGGCCGUGCGCAGCGGCGCGUCGAAGCGCACCGUAGCGGCGCUGUGGAGAAUCACGUUGACGCUCCGCACCAGCUUCGCGCGGUCCUCCGGCUUCAGCCCCAGGUCGGGCUCGCUCAGAUCGCCGGACACCAGCACCAACUUGUCCCGGCGGCAGCGCACACGAUCGAACAGCUGCGUCAGAACCGAACUGUUGACAUUGAUGCUCAAAACAUUGGGAGGCGAGAUAGUGGAACGAGAUAGUGAAACAAACCAGUUCUCGUCGCGACACUGACCUGCUCGGACGCCUCCUAUCGAAGCAACGGUCUCGGCGCGUUGUUCCGUGUAACCUUGGUGUAGUAAAGUUGUUAAAGAGUUAAACGGGAUGUAUGUGUGCCCUUCUCUGUGUUUGUGCGUGUUUUUUAAUAUGCGUGUUUAAACUUCUAUACUGAUGUUCAUCGUAGAAGAACAAAGAUGUAUUCUACACCUACCGGUUCUACAAGUCCUACCAGUUCUACAAGUCUGCCACCAGCCAGAAUGAGCUAAGCACAAGCAUCUUAAGGUACAAUGUUCCCUAAAAAGGAUAUUGCAUUAGUUAUAUAUUCAGAAA
Gryllus bimaculatus (two-spotted cricket) is the source of this 780-nucleotide messenger RNA. The record is from the annotation of a GenBank genome assembly. Lineage: Eukaryota; Metazoa; Arthropoda; Insecta; Orthoptera; Gryllidae.